Linum tenue is the source of this 765-nucleotide messenger RNA. Lineage: Eukaryota; Viridiplantae; Streptophyta; Magnoliopsida; Malpighiales; Linaceae. The record is from the annotation of a GenBank genome assembly.
AUGUUGGAAUACAUCUCCUUCACCUUCAUCUCCACCUCCAUCCUCUUCUUCUUCCUCCUCAAAUCCCGUCCGGCAAACAAAAACCCAUAUCCAGGAUCCUACCCUGUAAUCGGAAACAUCAACAGCUUCCUCCGGAACUUCCACCGGUUCCACGACUGGGUCACGGAGAUGCUCCACCGCACGCCGUCGGCGUCGGUUCAAGUCAACUCCUUACUCAACAUCUCCACCGGUGUCUGCACUUCGAAUCCAGACAACAUCCAGCACAUGCUGACUUCCCCAAACGUCUUCAGCUACAUCAAGGGCUCCCGCUUCCACGCUGUCCUCCACGACCUCCUCGGCGACGGCAUCUUCAACGCCGACGGCCAGAUCUGGGCCGUCCAGCGCAAAAUCGCCAGCAACGAGUUCUCCACCAGGUCGCUAAAACUGUUUGUGUCGGAAGUGGUGGACUCGGAGAUCUCCGAAAACUUGCUUCCCUUUCUGUCCGAAGCAGAGGAGGAAAACAGGGGUUUCGAUCUUCAGCAGGUGUUGAAUAAAUUCGCUUUCAGAAGCAUUUGCAGAGUUGGGUUCGGUGUGGAUCCUGAAUUGUUUGUCCAGGAUCUCGAUUUCAUGAAAGCAUUCGACUACGCGGUGGAGACUUGCUUCUCGAGGUUCACCUCCCCUGUUCCUCUGUUUUGGAAGCUCAAGAGGUUUCUCAAUCUCGGGUCGGAGAGGCGGUUCAAAGAGUCGGUCAACACGAUCAACGAUUUUUCUCAGUCAUUGAAUUGA